Messenger RNA from Alnus glutinosa, 1690 nucleotides. RefSeq names its product E3 ubiquitin-protein ligase SP1. NCBI's taxonomy places the organism in Eukaryota, Viridiplantae, Streptophyta, Magnoliopsida, Fagales, Betulaceae. The record is from RefSeq and is a predicted model, not a curated record. Gene Ontology annotation, biological process: protein ubiquitination; organelle organization. Bases 489 to 1514 code for a protein of 341 amino acids. Gene Ontology annotation, molecular function: ubiquitin-protein transferase activity. The transcript has 11 exons.
CAGUUAUACGACAGACGGCCGCAAGUGCAAAGUGAUAGAGGCGAGGAAAUCGGAAUAGAGUGCGCACGAUAAGGGAACACCCAGUGGGCGUAUCUUAGCAACGCCCACCUCAAAAGCUUUGCAUCCUCACUCCCUUUCGUUUGCUUCACCCCCUCCUCCACUCCUCGCAUCCAAUUCUCUCUCCCUCUCUCUCAUUUUCUUUUCCAAUCUCGAUUUCCCCGGGAAACGAACAGUAGUUAAAAAGAAGAAAGAAUAAAAAGCUUGUAACAGCGAGUUUUAUUUCUUCUAUUCCCGAACCUUCGUUUCCCGUAGACCUCUCUAUCUCUCUCUCAUUCCGCCAUUUUCUUUGUUAUUGAGCUUCUUCCAGAUUGGAUUUUCUCAAUCCUUCUUGGUGCUUCUCUGCUGUUCGUUCUUUUACCUGCAAUGAAAAGUUUUACAGAAAGUGCUUGAAAUUAGGGUUUCUUGGUUUGUGGUGGAGCUGGUUGAAGAUGGUGAUUCCGUGGGGUGGACUCAGUUGCUGUUUGAGUGCAGCUGCUCUUUACGUUCUUGGAAGGAGUAGUGGAAGGGAUGCGGAGAUUCUUAAGACGGUUACUCGGGUGAAUCAGUUGAAGGAAUUAGCACAAUAUUUGGAUGAUGGGUGUAUAUUACCUUUGGUUGUCACGAUUUCUGGAAGAGUUGGUUCUGAGACCCCAAUCAGCUGUGAGUUCAGCGGUUUACGGGGUGUAAUUGUAGAGGAAACGGCAGAACAACAUUUUUUGAAGCACAAUGAUGCUGGCUCAUGGAUACAGGAUUCUGCUUUGAUGCUAUCCAUGAGUAAAGAGGUUCCAUGGUAUCUGGAUGAUGGAACUGGCCGUGUACAUAUAGUGGGAGCUCGAAGUGCAUCAGGUUUUGCAUUACCAGUUGGAAGUGAGGUGUUUGAAGAGUCAGGAAGAUCCCUUGUUCGUGGAACAUUAGACUAUCUUCAAGGCCUAAAGAUGCUUGGAGUCAAGCGAAUUGAACGAGUUCUUCCAACUGGUACUUCCUUGACUGCUGUUGGUGAGGCUGUCAAAGAUGAUGUUGGAACAAUUCGGAUUCAACGGCCCCAUAAAGGACCAUUUUAUGUUUCUCCCAGACCUAUUGAUCAGCUCAUAGCAAAUCUUGGGAAGUGGGCAAGAUGGUACAAGUAUGCAUCUAUGGGUUUGACAGCGUUUGGUGUUUAUCUCAUUGCUAAACGCGCUUUCCAAUAUAUCAUGGAAAGAAGGCGACGGUGGGAGUUGCAGAAAAGGGUUCUGGAUGCAGCUGCCAAGAGAUCAGGGCAAGAUAAUCAAGAUUUAAAUGAAAAGCCUGACAACGAAACAGAUGGUGCCAAAAGAGUAAUGCCAGAUAUAUGUGUCAUAUGUCUUGAGCAGGAGUACAAUGCCGUUUUUGUCUCGUGCGGUCAUAUGUGCUGUUGUAUAACAUGCUCUUCGCAAUUGACCAACUGUCCUCUUUGCCGGCGACGAAUCGACCAGGUAGUGAAGACAUUCCGCCACUGAUGUAAAGGCCUAAACUGAUCUUCUCUACAUGGACUAAAAAAAAGAAACUGCAUUUAGCCUUCACUACAGCUUUCUCUGUUAGCAUGUUUGAAAUCUACUUCUGUUUGGAGAAAUAUUCCCAACAUGAUUACAUUGUAAUUUUGGUCCUUGAUGAGUGUCUUGUUGGGAUGUUCUGA